AUGUCACAAAACCACGGUUCUUCACUGGAGCGGCCAGUAACGCCUUAUGAAUUGAGACGAGAAUAUCCUAGCAGCGACGACGAGUAUGACAGCGCAGGUGAAGCUACUCCGUUGACAAUUAAUGAACAGCGAAACGUAGAGAUUGCCGAAGAUUUGCCGGCUCCAUCUACGUCAUCUAAUUACAAUAGGCACGAUCCCUGGGUUAAAUUUAGGACACGUUUACGUUAUUAUGUUCCAGUAUUUCAUUGGUUGCCAUCAUAUUCUCUCGACACUUUCUGGAACGACUUUUUCGCCGGAUUGACUGUAUCUGCGAUAUUGCUUCCAUCUGGGCUGUCUUAUUCUAUUUUGGCGAAAGUACCUCCUGUACAUGGCUUAUAUACUAUUGUAAUUCCUGGUGUCAUCUACUCGUUCUUGGGAACUUCGAGACAGUUAUCAAUUGGCCCUGAAGCUCUAGUUUCUAUGCUGACAGGUUCAGCCGUGGCUCAAGCUGGAGAUGGCACUGUCGAAAAUGCUGUGGUGAUUGCAUCACUCGUAACCUUCUUUACUGGCCUUCUCACGCUUAUUCUUGGACUGAUUCGUCUUGGCUUCAUUGAUUCUGUACUAUCGCGGGCUCUUCUACGUGGAUUCAUUACAGCUGUAGCAAUCGUGAUUAUUAUAGAACAAAUGAUUCCGAUGCUCGGCUUAACUGAACUAUCAGUCCAUGUUGGAUUAUCUCAUGCUUCUUCGACAGUCACCAAAGCAAUAUUUAUUCUAAAGAAUUUAGAUCAGAUUCAUGUUGUCACAACAGCCGUAUCGUUUGGCAGCUUGGCUUUCCUUUUGGUUAUACGAUUCAUCAAGACACAAUUUCAAAAAAAACCCUUUGUGCAAUUCAUCCCAGAAUUCCUUAUCGAUGUGAUAAUAUUUACUGUGCUCUGUGGAGCUCUUCGAUGGGAUCAAGAAGGCGUAAAGAUUCUUGGAACUGUACAGGGAAGUGGAUUUCCCAAAUUCUCCAUUCCUUCGUACCCAAACGCAAAUACUGUCAAAGAAUGUUUCGAAGCAGCAGUGUUAAUAUCCAUCAUUGGAUUCGUGGAAUCAAUUGUCGUCACAAAAACAUAUGCCACAAAACACAAUUACGCGGUCAGCCCCAAUCGAGAGCUGGUCGCUUUGGGAUCUGCGAAUUUUAUCGGGAGUUUCUUCGGAUGUAUUCCUGCGUAUGGUGGAAUGGCCAGGAGUGGGAUAAACGAUCAAGCAGGUGCUAGGACACAACUUGCAGGACUGAUUACGGCCAUGUUUGUGCUGCUCUGCCUGUUUUUCUUUUUGCCAGCGUUCUAUUAUUUGCCAAAAGCAAUAUUGGCAUCAAUUGUGACAAUUGCUGCGUUGGCUUUGCUCGAAGAAACUCCGCAUGAUAUGAAAUUCAUCUACAAAAUCAGAGCAUGGAGUGAUAUGUCAUUGCUAUUGCUGACAUUCUUUGUGACAAUAUUCGUGUCGAUCGAGUAUGGGACGCUGAUUUCGGUCGCUUUGUCGUUACUGCUUGUGGUCAAGCAUUCGACUUACCCGAGGAUAUUUCUUUUGGGCCGGGUACAAGACAACAAAUUCAAACCAAUAAGAGACUUCCCCGAUGAAGCCGAACAUGUGGAAGGUGUGCUUGUCAUCCGUAUUGCUGAGCCUCUGUAUUUUGCAAACACAGGGCAGUUAAAAGAUAGACUAAGAAGACUAGAGCAAUUCGGUGAUAUGAGCGUUCAUCCUUCAGAAGAUGCCCUAAUGUCACCCAUAGAAUACGUAAUAUUUGAUAUCGAGACCAUGGAGGAUCUUGAUGCGAGUGCCGCCCAAAUUCUUCUUGAAAUCGUAGAUUCAUAUCAUGCAAGAGGGGUCAAAGUUUUCUUUGUUAAACUUCGCCCUAAUCAGAAAAAAAUGUUUACGAAUGCGGGGCUGAUUAACAAAGUGGGGGAAGAUAAUUUCUUCAGUCGUAUCACAGAUGUACUAGGACAUAUAGGGCGAGCCGAACAGCUUUCGUUUAGGCAAGACGUUGAUGAUGACCAAUAA
Molecule: messenger RNA, 2022 nt
Organism: Paraglomus brasilianum
Lineage: Eukaryota; Fungi; Glomeromycota; Glomeromycetes; Paraglomerales; Paraglomeraceae
Source: the annotation of a GenBank genome assembly